Perca flavescens (yellow perch) is the source of this 1256-nucleotide messenger RNA. Its product is annotated as galactose-specific lectin nattectin-like. The record is from RefSeq and is a predicted model, not a curated record. The coding region runs from base 72 to 542 and encodes 156 amino acids. NCBI's taxonomy places the organism in Eukaryota, Metazoa, Chordata, Actinopteri, Perciformes, Percidae. The transcript has 7 exons.
CAAAGAUUACCGAUUGACAGUCAUCAGCUUGUUCUUCUCCUCUGUGUCAGCCAAUCACCACCUCAGCAAAGAUGACAUCAGUCUUUCCGUUAGCUUUGUUGCUCUGUUUGUCCAGCGGACUGUUGACUGCAUAUGGUGCACCUCCCUGCCCUCCUAAUUGGACACAGUUUGGCUCUCGCUGUUUCGCUUUCUACAUCCAGACAAAGACCUGGAUCGAUGCAGAGACCUUCUGCCAGACCAUUGGUGGGAAUCUGGCUUCCAUCCACUCAGCUGAGGAAAAUACAUUCCUCAGAGACUUCAUUAACCAAGUGACUGGUACAUAUAAAAAUGCCUGGAUCGGAGGCAGUGACACAGUGCAGGAGGGUACGUGGAUGUGGACUGAUGGAUCCAAAUUCAACUACAAAAUCUUCAAUGCGGGGCAGCCUGACAAUGCCGGUGGAGCGGAGAACUGUCUUGAGAUGAACUUUGAAGUAAAGAACUGGAACGACAGGACUUGUAGCACCCCACUUUCUUUCGUCUGCUCCAAGAACCUGUGUGUGUAACUCUACCACACCAUCAUGAUGCCUCUCCAGCUCAUCUAUAAUCUCUAUCAUUGAUUCACUUUCAGUUUGUUCAGCAGACAGAAACAGCUCUCUGCUGACAGAUGACUCACUUUUACUUGUUUAUUAUCUGAAGAGUUAGGGAACAGUUCACAUUUGGGUUUAAAAUUAGACAGAAACUGGCUCACUGAGCUGGACAAAAAUAAAUCAGUAAUUGGACUUUUAAUCUACAGUAAAUAACACAAAAUGAAAUACAGAAAACAUUUGAAUACUCUUUUCCAUUUUUGUUUACUGAAUAUUAUCUGAUAUAACCAGCGCCCCCUCAUCUGAUAAAAUAUUAACACAAUAAUUAGAUUUCUCUCUGAGAGUUAUUGUUCAGAUCGAUACAACUCUCGUGUGUGUACGCUAAAUAUGAAGUUCCCUCAAGCAGACGUUAGGUAAGCACAAAGACUGUAAACAGCUAGACUGACUCUGUCCAAAGGUAAACCUAUCAGACAUGAGUGGUGAUGAUCUUUUUAUCCAAAAUGUCCAGAUAGAAAAUAAAAGUUUAUAUUUUGUCGGAUCUUUCUGUGAUACAAGAGCAGAACGCAACUGUAAUAACACUUCAUAAUAACUAUUAAUAAUUCAUAUAGUCCACUGGUUUAAUGAACUGGUUCCUUUUUAUUCUUAAAACUGAUGUGUUGUGUUCUUUAUUCAGCUGAUUUCCUUUACUAUAUA